AGAAAAAGAAAAAAAUCCAAACGCCUUAGGGACACUUUCAAUCAUAAAAGACAACACGUGCCAGGGCAUGCAGACCAGGAUGUGCAGAACUGGAGCCAUAAAAUAUGUCAUAAACCAACACGGAUUAUAUAACUGAAUCCUGCAGGGAUAUCAGAACCAGUGUUAGAAAAUAAACCUGCUGCCCCAAGUCUGUGACUAAAACAUGAGCAGUAAACAACAAGCAGUAAACAGCCGAUAGAACAGUUGAAUCUGCGUCAGCGCUCCGGACCGCUCUCCUGCUCCAUCAAUACCCCCAAUUGAUCCAGAGGAACUCUUAAUACCCAAUAGGUGCACCGAUUCUCUCAUUUUCCUCCAGUUUUCCUUUAAAUCCUCCUUCCCCCUCCUCACACUUUUAUAUUUAACCUUCCAAUCACAUCUUUUAAUCUUCUAAUUUCCUCUGUGAGGUUGUCAACAGCUCUUUUUUUUUUUUUUUUAAAGGCUGAUCUCAGGCGAGUAAGGUCCACAGAUUUGAUGUCUUUCUACUAUCUUGGAGAUAAGGCCUGAAAAUUGAUGUCCGUCAAUAGGGGGCGCUGUGGGAGGGUCCUGAGUACAUGUAUAUAAAUGUGGAUUUUCCACAAAAUCCUGCCAACAGAGUGGAGAGGUGGAAGCUGGACAGUGCUGCUGGCAGCCUAGAAAGAUAAAUGAUCCUUCGCCCUUGGCUCUGAGCGGCAGUCGGAGAAGACUCUCGCCACUCUCCCAGCUUCCCUUCACUUCUGCUCCCCACUCUUUUUUCUCUUUACUCCUUUGCUUGCUUCCACUCUUCUUCGACCAUGGCUCCGACCCUGGCCACCGCCUUCGCCAGACGCUGGUGGAUGGCGGUCACUGCCAUCAUUGAGAACCUGCUCUUCUCUGCUGUGCUGCUGGGAUGGGGGUCACUCCUCAUCAUGCUCAAGUCCGAGGGUUUUUACUCUUACCUGUGCCACGAAGAAGGGAACAGCUCCAGCCUCAAUCUGUCUCAACCUCUGGCAAAGCAGACGCCUGAAGACUACCCUGAGUACUUUGACACCGAGGAAGGGGUGGUGGGUUUGGGCGACGGGGUGGAGAUGAAACCCCUGGCUCCUGCAGAAGCCAACCUGAGGAUGAACGGCUGGCUGAUCUGCAAGGAGCAGGACGAGAUGCUGAACCUGGCUUUCACGGUGGGCUCCUUCCUGCUCUCUGCCAUCACGCUGCCGCUGGGGAUCGUCAUGGACAAGUAUGGGCCUCGAAAGCUGCGUCUGCUGGGCAGCACAUGCUUCGGCUUUUCCUGCCUGCUCAUAGCCUACGGAGCCUACAAACCCACCGAGCUCUCCGUUCUUAUCUUCAUCGCGCUGACUUUCAACGGCUUCGGGGGCAUGUGCAUGACCUUCACCUCCCUCACAGUAAGUCUGUGCACCUUUGGGUGUCUGGAGUCCUCCUGCUGCAGAUGUUUGUCCAGAUGUAAAUCCUUUAUGUUUGUAGCACUUUGCCUCACUCUUACUGUUCUGUUCUAAUCGUUUGCUGGCUUCCUGCCUGCACAUCCUCUCCUUCGCCUCUUGUCUGGCAUUCCACCCCAUCCACCCCCCCUUUUUCCUCUUUUGUUUUGGC
Molecule: messenger RNA, 1602 nt
Organism: Oryzias melastigma (Indian medaka)
Lineage: Eukaryota; Metazoa; Chordata; Actinopteri; Beloniformes; Adrianichthyidae
Gene: slc43a2a
Product: solute carrier family 43 member 2a
Exons: 5
Coding region: 810-1508 (232 amino acids)
Biological process (GO): neutral amino acid transport
Molecular function (GO): neutral L-amino acid transmembrane transporter activity; L-amino acid transmembrane transporter activity
Source: RefSeq, a predicted model, not a curated record